AUGUCUCUCCAAAUUAUCAUCACCUUGGCCGCUCUCUUCAACCUAGCCGCUAGUCAAGGUGCCGCUCCUGCUGCCCCCGCCGCCUCCGCUGCCCCUGCCGGAGAUGGAACUCCUUUGACUGUCAACACCCCUCUCUCUGUCCAAGCUUGUCUUCCUGUUGCCAUUUCGUGGACUGGUGGUACUCCGCCUGUCUAUGUCAGCAUUAUCAAAGGUGGUGAGCCCACUAGUGCCGCUCUGAAAGAUUUUGGCCAACACUCCGAUAACAGCCUCACUUGGGAUGUCGACCAACCCGCUGGUACCUCGUUGACCGUUCAAAUCCGAGACAGCAAAGGCCAAUUGAACUACUCGGACAAAUUUUCCGUUCAAUCCAGCACCCAGACUUGCAAGACCGCCGCCCCCACCAGCGGCGGCUCUAGCGACAAAUCUGCACCUUCUCCCAGUGGUUCAAACAGCUCUGCCAAGCCAGCCACCGGUGCAACCACCCCUACUCCUUCCACCGGUUCUACGACCACCCCUUCAUCCGGUGCAGGUAGCUCCACUAACACUGCUACUACGACGCCCGGUACACCAGCAGGCCAGGCCCCCAAGAGCGACGCGUCUCGAGCAAUCCCCGGAUUUCUCAUGCUUGCCACCGCUGGUGCCCUCGCUGUCUUUGCUUAA
Messenger RNA from Puccinia triticina, 660 nucleotides. RefSeq lists its product as uncharacterized. Bases 1 to 660 code for a protein of 219 amino acids. Lineage: Eukaryota; Fungi; Basidiomycota; Pucciniomycetes; Pucciniales; Pucciniaceae. The transcript is spliced from 5 exons. The record is from RefSeq and is a predicted model, not a curated record.